Molecule: messenger RNA, 471 nt
Organism: Fibroporia radiculosa
Lineage: Eukaryota; Fungi; Basidiomycota; Agaricomycetes; Polyporales; Fibroporiaceae
Exons: 5
Coding region: 1-471 (156 amino acids)
Molecular function (GO): RNA binding
Source: RefSeq, a predicted model, not a curated record
AUGGAGGACGGAACAAAAACCAAACGAACCAUUUUUGUUGGCGGGAUCGGGGACGACGUAGACGAAACCUCUCUCCUGGAGAAUUUUUCAACUUUCGGCGAUGUAAUUGAGGUGCAAAUCCCUCUUGCUGCGUCAAAUCCCUCUCAACCAACCGAAACCAAACACCGUGGAUUUGGAUUUGUGACCUUCGCUUCCCCCGCGGACGCCCAGGAUGCAAUCGACAACAUGGACUUGAAUGAACUAAACGGCCGGGUCCUGAAGGUCAACAUCGCCCGUCAAGUCAAGGCGCCUGUACAGGGUGCCGGAAACAGGGCUAUUUGGGAAUCAGAGGAGUGGCUCCAGCACUAUGCUAAACCACUUAGUAAGAGCGGAGGAGCCGCGCUUCGUGCCAAGGUCAGGGAAGGUUCAAAGGGCGCCGACGACUCUGGCGACCAGAAUGAAGGCGACGACGAUACCGCAAUGGAAGAAUAA